AUGGAGCAAUCCGAUGUGGUGGCCAAUGGUAAUGGCAAGUUCAAGACUCCUAGUUCUUCCGAUAUGCAAUACUACUACCAGUGCUUAUUCCCUUUCAAAGUAAUAUUCAAUUGGUUAAACCAUUCACCUAAACCAGGCAGAGAUAUUGUGAAUCGAGAGUUUGCAAUGGCUUUCAGGUCUGGAGCUUACAAGAGAUACAAUUCUUACAACUCUGUGCAAGAAUUCAAGACUCAGAUUGAGAAGGCCAAUCCUGAUAGAUUCGAAAUUGGAGCUAUCUAUAAUAAGGCCCCGAGGGAACGUGAUACUAUCCUGAAGAGCGAAAUGAAACCAUUGGAGAAGGAAUUGGUGUUUGAUAUUGAUAUGGAUGACUACGAUACGUUCAGAACGUGUUGUUCUGGGGCUCAAGUGUGUGAAAGAUGCUGGAAAUUCAUCACUUUGGCCAUGUUAGUGGUUAAUACGACUCUCACUGAAGAUUUUGCAUAUGAAGAUUUUAUUUGGGUGUUCUCUGGUAGACGUGGUGCGCAUUGUUGGGUCAGUGACAAGCGUGCACGUAUCUUGCACGAUUUACAAAGAAGGAACGUCCUGGAUUACGUUAAUGUGGUGCGAGAUCGUAAUGCUGACAAGAGGCUUUCUUUAAAAAGACCCUACCAUCCACAUCUGGUACGUUCAUUAGAGAUCUUGAAACCUCAUUUUGCGAGUAUUAUUCUAGAAGAACAAAAUCCAUGGCAAAAUGAUGAGCAUGCAUUUACUACUUUACUCCCCUGUCUACAUGAUAAGAACCUGAUAGACGCUUUGAGAAGAUACUGGUCUGAGAAUCCAAAUAGGUCAAGUAAAGAGAAAUGGAAUGAUAUCGAUGUGAUUGCAUCUAAAGAGAUCAAGACCAGUCGGAAGCAGGAUUAUGCCACCAGGCUACGUGAAUGUAAGGAAGAUAUGGUCAUUGCAACGUUGUAUCCAAAGCUGGAUAUUGAAGUUACAAAACAGACAAUCCAUUUACUGAAAUCUCCCUUCUGUAUUCAUCCUUCCACAGGUAACGUUUGUGUACCGAUUGAUAUGAAGUUUAACCCAGAUCAGGCACCAAAAUUGAUUACAUUGCAACACGAAAUGGAACAAAAUGGCAAUAACGUUGAGAAAACAAGUUUACAGCCAUUUAUCGAGUUGUUCCAGCAGCAUGUAAACAAAGUGAUGAAGAAUGACAUGGGUACUGUCAAAAGAGAACGUGCUGAGGACGGUGAAACUUCACUCGAGUUUUAA
Molecule: messenger RNA, 1251 nt
Organism: Torulaspora delbrueckii
Lineage: Eukaryota; Fungi; Ascomycota; Saccharomycetes; Saccharomycetales; Saccharomycetaceae
Gene: PRI1
Product: DNA primase subunit PRI1
Exons: 1
Coding region: 1-1251 (416 amino acids)
Biological process (GO): DNA replication, synthesis of primer
Cellular component (GO): alpha DNA polymerase:primase complex
Source: RefSeq, a predicted model, not a curated record